AUGGUGUCCUCGACAAAACCAAGAAGUGCAGCAGAGCUGCCCCGGAAUCGCAGCGUUUCUGAUCGUCCUGACCGUAACGCCAUGUUGCGAGGCGUCGACGCAAAAUUUGGGAACCUGCUGCUCGACGAUAUGUUGGACAAGACGGGUGUUACGCUGAAUGAUGUUUACGGUUGUGAUUCUGCUAAGCAAGCACUGGAAGAAGCCGUCAUUUUUCCUGCGUUGAACCCAUCCCUGUUCAGUGGUUUGCGACGGCCGGUCAAAGGAAUUCUGCUGUUCGGACCUCCUGGAAAUGGGAAAACACUGCUCGCGAAAGCAUUGGCAACCGAGUCGAACCAAACUUUUUUCAACAUAUCUGCAUCUGCUCUUACUUCUAAAUGGGUUGGAGACGCUGAGAAGACUGUGAAGGCGCUCUUCCAAAUUGCCCGCAAUGCCCAGCCAUCGAUCGUUUUUGUCGAUGAGAUCGAUUCAGUUCUCUGCGAGCGAAACGAGAAGGAAAGUGAUGGAAGCCGUCGGUUGAAAACCGAAUUUCUGAUUCAGUUUGACGGCGCCUCAACGUCUGAUGAUGACCGUUUGCAGGUCUCCGACUUUGAAGAGGCCUUGCAAGUCAUCAAGCCGUCCACCAAUCCGCAUCAGCUCGAGUUGAUGAAGACAUUUGCCGCGCGAUGUGGGCAAGCG
Messenger RNA from Mesorhabditis spiculigera, 675 nucleotides. The record is from the annotation of a GenBank genome assembly. Lineage: Eukaryota; Metazoa; Nematoda; Chromadorea; Rhabditida; Rhabditidae.